UUUUUUUGCAGCCAUCUUCUGUCUGCAAAGCAGAAGCAGCAGUGUCAGAGAAAGAGCGAGGGAGCAGGGGAGAGAGAGCUCCGCUGCCUCUCACAACUGAACAAGUCUGAAUGUACCCCUGCUUUAAAGAGAACCCCCCUAUAAGACUGGCAGCCUGAGGAUUACGGAUCUUCAGCCAUGGAGGAAGGCAUCCACAGCCUGCAGGAAAGGCAGUUGCCCAGGGAAUUCUUAGGAAUGGAUUACCCUCCCCUGUACCUGUGCAAGCCCAAAAGAGGGAUCAAGAGAGACGACACCAAGGAGACGUACAAGCUUCCUCACCGUCUCAUAGAGAAAAAACGAAGAGACAGGAUAAAUGAAUGUAUAGCCCAGCUGAAAGAUUUGCUGCCAGAACAUCUCAAGCUCACAACGUUAGGGCACCUGGAAAAAGCAGUCGUGCUGGAGUUAACUUUGAAACACUUGAAGGGUUUGACGUCCCUGACAGAGCAGCAGCACCAGAAAAUUAUCUCCUUACAGAACGGCGAGCGUUCCAUGAAAUCUCCCAUCCAAUCGGAUCUGGAUGCCUUUCAUUCCGGUUUUCAGACGUGUGCCAAAGAAGUCCUGCAGUACCUGUCGCGUUUUGAAAGCUGGACUAGCCGGGAUCAGAGGUGUACCCAGCUUCUCAACCACCUUCACACCGUGUCCAGUCAAAUCUUACCCAGCUCCCAGCUCCUCUUACAGCAGGUGCCCGCCAGCAAGGCUUCUUCUCAGUCCCCAAGCCGAGGGCUGCCUAAGGUGGAGAACCAAACAAACUGUGUGCCGGUUAUCCAGAGGACGCAUAACUUGGAGCUUAGUGAGAAUGACACAGACACUGACAGCGGUUAUGGAGGCGAAGGGGAAAAGUUGGAGUCAAAAUUAGAGGGACAGAACAAUGUAGGAGCCAAGAGCCAAGGGGCCAAUGGCGUGACCGUGAAACAGGAGCCACUGGAUGAGCCUGCACCCAAAAGGUUUAAGCCAGACUGCUCUGGGGCCGGCAGCACAGCUGCUGGGACUGAACCAGCUGUGCGGCCCGACACCAACCUGCUUAAUUCUCUCAUGGGAUUUGGAAGUAACCCUUUCAGUCAGCAGGCCCCUUUCUGUUUACCAUUUUACUUCAUCUCACCCUCUGCAGCUGCUGCCGCGGCAGCCUACAUGCCUUUCUUAGACAAGGGCAGCUUAGAGAAGUACCUCUACCCGGCAGCUGCUGCUGCUACAGCCCCUAUCCCUUUUAUCUACCCGGGUUUACCCGCCCAGGCGGCUGGUACUUUCCCAUGUCUGUCCUCUGUCCUGUCCCCUGAGAAGUUGGCAAGUUGCUCCACUGCCCUUUUCCCUGAUCUCUCCUCAUCGCCCUUCCAGGCUGGUCCUGCCAUGACCGACCUACAAGACCUCCGGCUGUCCCCCAAGGAAAGUUAAAACAGUGAUGCAAAAAUCAUGACCUAUAUCUAUAUAUUAAGAGCCUCUCAUUUUGUAGCAAGUCUCGUUUUUAACCGGAUCAACAUUAGCCUUGUACAUUGAUGGGUUAUGGAAACAUUUGUUUAGCUUACAAAAGUUGCUGGAUAUCACAGCUGAGAAAAAUGGACAUCCACAAUGAAUGGCUCAGCACAAAAUUAACUUGUUAUUGAUAGUGGCAUCUUUUACAACACACCAGGGUGCAUGUUUUAAAAUUGGAGCCAGAAUUGAGCUGUUGCCCAGAGCGUCUGGAUCCAGGGUCUCCUUAGAAAGAUAAAUCCCCAGUGUUUGCUAUGGACAACAGCUCCACUUUUUACUCCAGCGGAUGAUUUGUCAGGAAUUAGACCCACGCAACAAAAACAGGGAUGAUUUUGUGCUACUAAGCACUUAAAAAUCUCAUGUGUAACUGAGCUCUAAUGUGUAAAAAGGUGCAUAUAAUUUACUUUAUAUUUUUUUUAUGAAAACAUUUAGAGAUUUGCCCUGCCAAGUGAAAGCUUUGGACGGAUUAGCCUAACACUAUCCCCUUUGAAAGUUUAACUUGAACCAACAAAUUGGGCUCUGGGAAGUGAACAUCUGUUCUUUGUGACACAAUAUUCUCUAAGCGUAUCAUAGGCAUAGGCUGGCUACAAACUGAUCCCAUUACGGUGCUCUAAAGGUUGUACUUUUUUCUUGCCUGUGUGUUAUUGCACAUGCAAAAAUAAGUGUGCCUAAACUUUUUCAACAAUUUGAAACUUUAACAGACUGAGAUCUAGAACUGGGAAAAGAAGCAAAGUGCAUUUACCUAUUGCAACCCUAUGGACCCUUUGGAUGGUUGCCAUCGGUACGUGUUGUUCUUUUCCAUGUUAAAUCUGGAACAAUUAAAUUUUUUCAUUUGUAACAAUCUAAGAGGGCAAUGAAUCCCUGGUGGUUAACCCUCUGAAAAAUUAAAUUUUUUCCUGCAUAUAUUUUAAAGAAAUAAAAUAUCCUCAUGCAAUGAAAAUUUACCUGGCCCUCCUUUUGGUCAUUUUUUAGGUCUUUCCAAAUGCAAUUUACCUAAACUUUUGGUUUGAGUGAGGUUUUAGCCUAUUUUGUACUGCACUCAAUUUAAAAUAUAGAUAUGUAAAAA
This is a messenger RNA of Rana temporaria (common frog), 2569 nucleotides long. It is a transcript of the gene BHLHE41, whose product is annotated as basic helix-loop-helix family member e41. The transcript has 5 exons. The record is from RefSeq and is a predicted model, not a curated record. Gene Ontology annotation, cellular component: nucleus. Gene Ontology annotation, biological process: anterior/posterior pattern specification; circadian regulation of gene expression; regulation of transcription by RNA polymerase II. Gene Ontology annotation, molecular function: RNA polymerase II cis-regulatory region sequence-specific DNA binding; protein dimerization activity; DNA-binding transcription factor activity, RNA polymerase II-specific. Bases 178 to 1428 code for a protein of 416 amino acids. NCBI's taxonomy places the organism in Eukaryota, Metazoa, Chordata, Amphibia, Anura, Ranidae.